Symbiodinium necroappetens is the source of this 420-nucleotide messenger RNA. Lineage: Eukaryota; Dinophyceae; Suessiales; Symbiodiniaceae. The record is from the annotation of a GenBank genome assembly.
AUGAAGCGGAGCUGCGAUGCCGGAGACUGGGAGGAGGUGCGGCUGCCAGUCUCCACGAUGCUGUACAGCCAGGCGUGGCCCGUUUGCGAUGAUUCCGCGGAUGACGACGAGCAGGACUUUCACCUCAGCGCGGCCUCCGUCCGCCGAUCUUCUCUAGCGAUGGAGGAAGACCAGAAAACCGGCCGGGUCGUGCAGAGCAAGCUGGACAAGUCGUUGAGACUUCUGAAGGCUGAGUCAGAGAAGAACCGUUCGGAGCUCCUGGGCGCUGCAGCUUCUCGUGGUUUGGAUGGCGUGCUUUUCCCAGGCGGCGCGCUCACACUGCUGGCUCCGCGCCUGGCGGUGGUGGAUGAUGACAAACAGGACGGUGUCAUGCAGCAGCUCAUCUCGGACAUGUUCACGAAGAUGAGCUUGAAAGCCUGA